AUGAGCUGCUUCCCACGUUCAUCACCAAGGCGAGCGCCAUAUUGCGCCAUGGCGCAGGGCGCAAGGCUAGGACCUGCUCGCCUUAGAUAUGUAUCUCUGUUUACUGGAGCUGAGGAUUCAGAAGUGAUUGAGCGGAGAAGUAAAAUGCGGAAGCAGAUCAAGGCCAAUAUUAUUGUUGCUGCUGCUAGUGGGAAAGAGUUAGAAGAGACGGGAAGUGAAGAUGAUGGUCUUCUGGAACUGAGUGAUGAUGAUUUCUUUGCCAAAGGGAGCUCUAGCGAUGAAGCUGACACAGAUGAUGAAUUGACUGAUAAAAGCACAAAGGAGGCUGCUUCUAGUAGAGCACCAUGUGGCAUGUCUAGUGAUGAAAGGAAUCAGAAGCAAAACUCUGCGAAGGCCCUAAUGCCACCACCACAAGCAAGGUUUGGACCAAAUUCUAGGAAGAAUUCGUCUAUGAAAAGGAAUGAGAAGCCAUCAUCCUCAAGAAACAGAAGAAGUGAGUUCUCAUGUAAUGCCAGGGGUGCUGACACAACUUCAUAUAGCAGUCAGAGUAGCAACUUGAGCUCCAAUUCUGAUUCUCAUAAACCCAAAAGGAAGAGACGACCGAAGAAAAAGAAGCAACAGGUCAGUUUACGAGAUUGUAGCAAAAGAAUUCUCAGCAUGGUUUUGUCUUUCUUUUACUUAUAA
Molecule: messenger RNA, 684 nt
Organism: Eruca vesicaria subsp. sativa (arugula)
Lineage: Eukaryota; Viridiplantae; Streptophyta; Magnoliopsida; Brassicales; Brassicaceae
Source: the annotation of a GenBank genome assembly